This is a messenger RNA of Linum tenue, 2079 nucleotides long. Lineage: Eukaryota; Viridiplantae; Streptophyta; Magnoliopsida; Malpighiales; Linaceae. The record is from the annotation of a GenBank genome assembly.
AUGAAACCAUUUCGAUCUUCUCCAGCCAUCUCAGUCUCGUCCUCGCUGCUCGAUUCUCCUCUUUCUCCGGCUCCGAUUUUCAGCAACCGGCGAGGAAGGAUCAUUGCCUACUCCAGAUUCCGAUCGCUCAACCGAUUUUCCACCUCAUCGGCAGCGGCGACAAAAUGGAACUCCACUACCCACGGCAUCAUCAAUCAACCGGCUCUGCUUCUCAUGCUGGAUUCCUGCAAUUCCAUGCUCCAACUGAAGCAAAUCCAAGCCCACCUGACCACCACCAGUCUCAUCACUCGUACUUUCCCCGCCAGCCGUGCAUUGGCUUUCUGCGCUCUCGCCGACGGCGGAGACAUCUGUCAUGCAGCUGCUCUGUUUGCAAGGAUUCAGAAACCUAAUAAUUACAUGUGGAAUACCAUGAUUAGAGGGUGGGGUAAAGCUAAACAGCCACGAGUUGGGUUUUCGCUGUUUCGGCGGAUGGUUAGGGAGAGGGCGGAGAUGGACGCAAGGAGCUUCGUCUUCUCGCUGAAGGUAUGCGAGCAGUUCUCGACGGCGUUUAAAGGGGAAUGUGUUCAUGGGAUUACUUGGAAGACUGGGUUUCGUGGGUCUUUGUUGGUUUCGAACGUGCUGAUUCAUUUUUAUGGUGGUCAUGGGCGAGUUGAGUUAGCAGGUAAGCUGUUUGAUGAAAUGCCUGUGAAGGAUGCUGUUUCCUGGACGUCCAUGAUAGAUGAGUAUUCAAGUAAUAAUCGAUGCGAUGAUGCGAUGAAGCUUUUCAAGUAUAUGCUGUCUUCCGAUGUUGAGCCGAAUGAGGUAACAAUGAUUGCAGUUCUUUCCGCUUGCUCACAAAAUGGGGAUUUAGAAAUGGGUAAGGAUGUUCAUGAAUGCAUUAGGAGCAAAAGCAUGGACUUUACGCUGAAUUUGAUGAAUGCAAUUCUGGAUAUGUACAUAAAAUGUGGUUGCUUGGGUGCUGCCGAGGAGAUUUUUGACAAAAUGGAAGUUAGGGAUGUGUUCUCUUGGACUAGCAUGGUUAAUGGAUAUGCCAAAGCUGGUGAGCUAGAGUUGGCGAGAAAGUUGUUUGGUGACAUGCCUGACAGGAAUACAGUUUCUUGGAAUGCUUUGAUUGCCGGGUACUCUCAGAAGGAUCGACCAAAGGAGGCUAUAGAAUUGUUUCACCGCAUGAUAGAAGCUGGGCUAGCUCCAAUGGAGGACACAUUGGUUUGUGUCCUAUCUGCCUGUGGUCAGCUAGGUUCUGUGGAAUUGGGUCAGUGGAUUUAUCUCCACUACAUUGACAACCAACAAAUUAAGAACACUCUGAUCAUAUCAAAUGCAUUUAUUGACAUGUAUGCUAAAUGCGGGCUAAUAGAUUCCGCUGCAAACAUUUUCCACAAGAUGCCUAAAAGAGACUUGGUUUCUUGGAAUUCAAUAAUUGCAGCAUAUGCUGCUCAUGGAAACCCCAACCAAGCUCUCAGUAUCUUCCACCAAAUGCUACUCGCCAAUUUCAAGCCUGACAGGAUUACUUUUGUUGGCGUCUUAUCAGCCUGCAGUCAUGGCGGAUUAGUGGCAGAGGGCCACAAGUAUUUCCACAACAUGAAGAAUGAUUUUGGCAUUGAGCCAACGAGGGAACACUAUGCGUGUAUGGUUGAUUUGCUUGGCAGGGUCGGGCAACUAGAAGAUGCAUUCAAGAUGAUCAGUGGGAUGCCAAUGGAACCAAGCCAAGCUGCUUGGGGAGCCCUCCUGAAUGCUUCCAGGAUGCAUGGGAAUGUUGAACUCGCGAAGCUUGCUGCCAAUAAGCUUUUGGAGCUUGAUCCUGAAGAUAGCGGCACAUAUGUUCUGUUGGCUACUGUUUGUGCCGGGAAUAAGAGAUGGGGUGACGUGAGGAUGGUAAGAAGCAUGAUGAGGGAGAAGGGUGUUAAGAAAACUCCUGGUCGAAGCUUGGUAGAUGUUGAGGGUAAGUUUCAUGAAUUCUUGGCUGGGGACGUUUCUCAUUUACAGUUUGAUAGAAUUUGUAAAGCUUUGAAGGGCAUAUUUUUGCUAUCGGAAAUGGACGAGGCUGAAUAUUAUGCAUUGGCAGUAGCUUCUGACUAUUGA